UGUAAUUAAGAUUUCUCCAACAGAAAAAGCAAAAAGAGGGAAAUAAAAUGAGAAAAAAAGCGUAAGUAUGACGUGUUUAGUGAGACCUGUCCUUACGCAUUAAAGUAAACUCAAUGGAAAUCCUUGCUAGCACCUGCUUGGGUUUUAUUUGGUUUUGAAGUUUUUUGAAAGCGCAAAGCCGGUGCUUGCUAGCUAACCAUGUAGCGCAAGUACUUUGCACUUUGUCUUUGCACCGAAUGUUGGCAUGCGUGAUGACCCUUCACCCACAUAAGGGGAAAAUGGGCCGCGUCCAAAAGAAGCUAAUGCCAUUGUCCCCUCAUUACGGGACGGCCCGUGAUUACGGGGGCUCAGCUGGAAUGUGGCCCUCCCCGUUAAACCUCUUAGGGCUCUGAAGGCUUUCUCGGGUGUUGCAACAACGCUCCUCCUCGCCGCCGGGACCCGACCUCCGCAUUCCUGACUUACCCGAAAGCAAAUCUGCUUGAUGCAAGCCCUCGUUCUCCCAGUGGACCGCCGCUUUUAUUAGUGGACGCUUCAUGGACGUGAGGACACGCGUCCCGGGACUCGUGGUGAAGUAAAGAAGAGCAAGCAAAGAAGACUUCUUGACUUUCAAGGACAUCCAGAAGAAGACCACUUGAGAUGGACUUCCUGAUCGGCAGCCCUCGCCUGCGCUCGGACAGCGUGAGCAGCAACACGUCCUCUCGAGGCUCCCACUCCAAAAUGCUCCUCCGCCAGCGCCUGACCCAGCUGCUGACCCGCAUCGACGACAUGAGCUCGGACGACGAGGCCAGCGAGGAAGUGUCUCGCACUCUGGACGAGGCCUUCCAGCUCUGCGGACGCUUCAGUCCCACUGAUGCCUUCAGGCUGCACAUGGUGACGUGGAACGUGGCCACGGCGGAACCCCCCGAUGACGUCUCCUCGCUACUCCAACUGGACGUCCAACCCCCCAACGACCUCUAUGUGAUCGGGCUGCAGGAAGUGUGCGCCACGCCCGUGCGGUUCAUCUCAGACCUGAUCGUGGAGGACUCGUGGAGUCACGUCUUCAUGGACACCCUGGCGCCCCGAGGAUUCGUCAAGGUGGCGUCAGUGAGGAUGCAGGGCUUGCUGCUGCUGGUGUUUGCCAAACAAGCCCACCUUCCUUACAUCCGAGACAUCCAGACCACCUACACCCGCACCGGAAUCUUCGGCUACUGGGGUAACAAAGGGGCGGUGUCGGUGCGCUUCUCUUUCUACGGCCACAAAGUGUGCUUCCUCAACUGCCACCUGGCGGCGCACAUGAACUACGCCCUGCAGCGCGUCGAUGAGUUCGAGCACAUCCUGGAGACGCAAGACUUCGACGUCGCCGACGCCCGGCGAGUGCUGGACCACAAGUUGGUUUUUUGGUUUGGAGACCUGAACUUUCGUAUCGCAGAUCACGGUUUGCACUUCCUGCGCUCAUCCAUCAAUGGCGGACGUCUCAACCUGCUGUGGGACAAAGACCAGCUCAUCAGCAUGAAGAAGAAGGAGGCGUUCCUGCAGGAGUUUGAGGAGGGUCUGCUGAAUUUCAAGCCCACCUACAAGUUUGGUCGUAACUCUGACGCCUACGACACCAGCGCUCCAAAAUCAUGGUGGGCUUUUAACGGUAAGAAGAGGAAGCCGGCCUGGACCGACCGCAUCCUGUGGCGCAUCAAACCCAAGAACAUGCCGUCGGACGACGAUGACGAUGACAAGGCGUCCACCUCCAGUGACGGCGGCCUGGACGAGUACCCCCUUGUGGUCAGCCAGGACAAAUACACCAGCGACAUGAGCUACGGCGUCAGCGACCACAAGCCCGUCAUGGCCAGCUUCAGCCUGGAGCUGAGGAAACACUUUGACACUGCGCUGGUCCACGUGUCUCCUGAGGGCGUCUGGAGUGCCGACCACGAUGCUCUUCUCAACUACACGGUUCAGGAGGACUUCAUGUCCUCAACGUGGGACUGGAUCGGCCUCUACAAGGUGGGGUUCAAGAGUGCGACUGACUACGAGACCUUUGUUUGGGUUCGUGAGGACGAGCUGCCGGAGACGAACGAAGUCAUACAGAUAUCGGUGGAUAAAGACGACAUUCCUCUCCUGGGUGGACAGUUUGUGUUAGGCUACUACAGCACAAACAUGCAGAGCAUCAUCGGCCUCAGCGCUGACUUCCAGAUCUUGGAGUCAAAACGUGCCGUCAUGGAGGGCCUCGUUCCAGAGAACGUCAACGGACUCACCAAAUGAGCGUCAACGCGCGCCAGUGUCUUAUUUCAUGAAAUUGUGAAAAAUGAAAUAAAAAUGCCAAACUACAAAGUAGCUUUAAAAUAAAAAGACAAUUCAGUGUAGUGCUAAAGACAGGGGUGUCCAAAGUGCGGCCCGGGGGCCAUAUGUGGCCCGCGGCUGUUUUUUUAAUUGGCUCGGGGCACAUUCUACAAAUAUAAUUUAACAAGAAAACUAAAACAAAUAAACCAAAAUCAGCAAACAUUUUACAGUCAGCAGUAAUUUUGUAAGAAUAAAGUCAAAAUAUUAAGAGAAAGAAUCAAUGAGGAAAAGUCAUAAUAAUAUGAGGAAAAUUUAUGUCAUUUUAGAAGCAUAAAGUUGAAAUACUACAGAAAUUUGUUUUUUAAAAGCCAUCAUAUUAUGAAAAACAAAACAACAUAUAAACUUUUUUUUAAGUUAUAAUAUUACAAGAAUAAACUAUUAUGGGAUUAAAGUCAAAAGAAAAUUUACAAGUCGAAAGUUGAAAUUGUUGUUAAAUUGAAAAAAAAAAACUAAAGCAGAAGUAGGGAAAAAAAUACCUGUACUUUUAGGAGAAUAAAGUUGUAUUCUAAUGAGAAAAAAAAGUCCUCAUUUUACAUAAAUAAACUAGCCAUGACGAAAAAUAAUCAUUUGACUAGCAAGGAGUUGAAACAUUAAAGAAAAAAUAAGUAAUUUUUUUGAAGUUGUAAUAUUAUGAGAAACAAACAAAACAAAAAUAAAGUUGUAUUUUUUGGAAAAUGUGUUUGGGGAAAAAGUUGUAAUACUAUUGGAAUAAAGUCAAAAUAUUACUGUAAUAAAAUCACAAUAUUACAAGAAGAACAUUUAUGAAGAUUAUUUAAGAAGAAAGUUGAUGCUGUAUAUUUUUUAAAUAAUAUACAACUGUAAUUUUAGGAGCAUAAAGUCAAAAUAUUAAGAGACAAAAUUUUAACAUGAGAAUAAAGUUGUAAUUUUUGGAAAAUUACGUUGGGGAAAAAGUAAUAAUAUUAUUAGGGUAAAGUAAAAAUAGUAUGGGAAUAAAAUCAAAAUUUACGAGAAGAAAAUUUACAAAGAUUAUUUAAGAAGAUACUUGAUAUAUUUGGAAAAUAAAAAAAAAAAGAAGAAGAGCAAAGUUGGUAUUAAAACAGUACAUGAAAAAGCUGAGAUGCCGUUUUUUCUUGAAAUAUAUAUAACUUCUUAGCCUAUCUACAUGUGUUUUACUUUACAAAAUAUCAAAGUGGCAAAGUUGCAUCCUUUCAUUUUUCACUAUGUGGCCCUUGCUGGAAAAUGUUUGGACACCCCUGUCCUAGGACUACAAUGAUUAAGCUCUGACUAAUGACAAUUCAAAAGAGAUUUUACAUGAAUUGUUCACCUUGUAACAGUGGAAAGAAUCAUGAAUGAAUUAUCUUCGGCUUUUUACUGUAAUUUCAACAUUAAUGAAGUGAAUUUUGCCUUUCAGUAUGCAUGUAUUAGUCAAAUUGUGUGGCUGAUAAUCAAUGUUGUGAUUCUGCCGUUGUGUCUAUUCACUGUCAGAAUGCUGGAAAGCGUGUAACUAAUAUAUCUGUGGUGCAUGAUUAAAAUGGGAAAUGGCUGUGAAAGGCAUUAAAUGUAUUCUGUACUGUAUG
Molecule: messenger RNA, 3845 nt
Organism: Dunckerocampus dactyliophorus (ringed pipefish)
Lineage: Eukaryota; Metazoa; Chordata; Actinopteri; Syngnathiformes; Syngnathidae
Gene: inpp5kb
Product: inositol polyphosphate-5-phosphatase Kb
Exons: 13
Coding region: 637-2229 (530 amino acids)
Biological process (GO): negative regulation of glycogen biosynthetic process; negative regulation of peptidyl-serine phosphorylation; negative regulation of insulin receptor signaling pathway
Cellular component (GO): endoplasmic reticulum; cytoplasm; ruffle
Molecular function (GO): inositol bisphosphate phosphatase activity; phosphatidylinositol-4,5-bisphosphate 5-phosphatase activity; phosphatidylinositol-3,4,5-trisphosphate 5-phosphatase activity
Source: RefSeq, a predicted model, not a curated record